GCGCCCCAGACAGCCAUGUACACUGGACUUUUCCCCCCUAUAUCAUCUCGUCCAGAUGUGAGCUGUGGUUUACAGACAACUCGCCUCCAGAGAAGACUGUCACGUCUUGGAUCUGUACAUCCAGCAACCACAGUAGGUGCUCAGCUCUUGUUAACGAGCGCAACUCUGACUUCUUUGAAGAAUAUUUCACUUUUGCCCAAAAGAAAGAUGAACACAAAAUUGAUCCUCGCACUUGUCUUCGCUCUUCAGGUCUCCAUGAGCCUGAGUCAGGUUCCUGCACCAAGCCAGGAACUUGUCGACAAGUAUGAGAGCCUGAAAGCUACAUUCUACAGGAGACUGGUCAAUGCUUAUGGCAAGCUGCAGGGUACCGUUGGACAGAAUGAGCAAGCACAGACCACCAGGGAGUUCAUCGAGUCUCUGAGAGACAAGCCUGAACUGCAAGCAGUUGCCAAAGUUGCAAGUGGUCUGGGCUCAGAAGCAGCUCCAGUGGUGGACAGAGCUCGUGCAUCUCUGCUCGGUUUGUACGAACAAUACCUGCGCCCCCAUGUCGGAAACGGCUUGAGCGAAGCCAUCGACCAGAUCAAGGUCUACCUGGAUCAAUACAUGCCCGCUGAGUAAUACAAUAACAAUAACAAUAAUUCAAAAAGAACCAGCUAAAGCGGAAGUGCGUGUCAGAUGCCUGUAAUAGAUGAUAGCUGAUAGAAUUACACCGGUUUAGCCUGAGAAGAGCAAUACUCAAUGCAAACACGAUUCUUUUGCCUGUUUCUAAAUCAAUGUCUUCGCCAGAUUAUGCAGAGUUACAAGCAUGGCAAACAUGUCACCAUGUGUGCAAGUUCUGCAUGUGCAGUAUUAUAUGUUUGAUACACUAACAGUGUCUGUGUGACUGUGUACGUAUGCGUGUGCGUGUUCAAUAAAACGUACUGAAAACUAUGAAA
Poecilia reticulata (guppy) is the source of this 935-nucleotide messenger RNA. RefSeq names its product apolipoprotein A-II (gene apoa2). The record is from RefSeq and is a predicted model, not a curated record. Lineage: Eukaryota; Metazoa; Chordata; Actinopteri; Cyprinodontiformes; Poeciliidae.